UCAGUGCAAACUGUAUAUUUUGCAAAAAUGUCUUAUCCUCAAUUUGAAAAUGAAGCCGUUUUGUCCCCGUACAAUUAUCUGCAGGAAAAAACAACUUACGAAUAUUAUAGUGAGAAUAACCAAGUGCUACCUCCAAUGACUUACCCACGUUCUGAUUGGAUUUGCUCUCAAUACGACUCGGCCCCUUACACGCCAAUGCUUCAACUUCCGACAACCACAAGAGAAAUCCAAGAGCAAGUGCCCCAACGUCCUAAGCCCACUCCAGGAAAACGUGCUCGCACUGCGUAUACCUCGGCUCAAUUAGUCGAAUUAGAGCGGGAAUUUCAUCGCGGGAAAUAUUUAACACGGCCGCGAAGAAUCCAAAUGGCUGAAAAUUUGAAACUGAGUGAACGUCAAAUCAAAAUUUGGUUCCAAAAUCGAAGAAUGAAGCACAAGAAAGAACAGAUGAACAAUGUCUCAACUCCUAGGGCUUCUCCUACUGAAACAACUUCAUCGUUAUCGCCUCAGUCUAUUGCCAGCACUUCUUCAUCUAGUGAUUAUCAAAUUGUUGAUCGUCUUUUAUCUCAUGCUCCUACAGCGACGUCCAUCGACAGUGCAAACCAAUGGUACAAUCAAGUCGUUGAUAACCGUUAUCAACUUGAUAAUGUCCAAUACAGUUUUGAUAAUCAAUACAAUAAUCACUAUUCGGAUAAAAAUGAUUGGGUUGUGCCCACACAAGAGGAAAAUUUUUAUCAGGAGUCGUGGAAUGACCAAAGUAUUGAUGUUGUGUCUCAGCCUGGUUUAACCUCAUUAUAA
Messenger RNA from Tribolium madens (black flour beetle), 795 nucleotides. RefSeq names its product homeobox protein HOX3-like (gene Zen). The transcript has 3 exons. The coding region runs from base 28 to 795 and encodes 255 amino acids. Gene Ontology annotation, biological process: regulation of transcription by RNA polymerase II. The record is from RefSeq and is a predicted model, not a curated record. NCBI's taxonomy places the organism in Eukaryota, Metazoa, Arthropoda, Insecta, Coleoptera, Tenebrionidae. Gene Ontology annotation, molecular function: RNA polymerase II cis-regulatory region sequence-specific DNA binding; DNA-binding transcription factor activity, RNA polymerase II-specific. Gene Ontology annotation, cellular component: nucleus.